UUUUACUUUGAAACAUGUUGAAGUUGAGGAGCUCGUGCGUGAGAUCAGCUGCUGCUCUGCUCUCACCUGCUGCUGCUGCUGCUCAGCCUCGUGCGCGCCUCUCUACCGGCUCCCAGCAGCAACACUCAACCUUCUACGAGUUCCGCACCUACUGCAUCCGUCCGGACCAGAACGCCGCCUUCCUCAAACUGACCAAUGAGCAGAUCCACCUGCGCACCGCUCACUCUGAGCUGAUUGGCUACUGGAGCGUGGAGUACGGCAGCCUGAACCAGGUGUUCCAUAUAUGGAAGUACGACAGUUACUCCAAGCGGGCAGCGGUCCGGGCAGCUCUGGCUCAGGACCCCUCCUGGCUCUCAAACUACAUCUCCAAGGCCAUGCCCAUGCUGACCAGCCAGUACAACGAGGUCACCUACCUGGUUCCCUGGAGCCACCUGAAGAAGCCUCCACAGGACGGAGGUGUGUACGAGCUGAUCACCCUCCAGAUGCGUCCUGGCGGUCCGGCGGUUUGGGGCGAAGCGUUCCACGCUGCCGUCAGCGCUCGUGAUGCUCCGGGUUACGGAAAGCUGGUGGGAGCGUUCCACAACGAGUUCGGCCCGCUGAACAGAGUUCACUCUCUCUGGUGGUUCGAGAGCGCCGACCGUCGCGCUGAACUUCGGCGUAAAUCUCACACUGAUCCCAGAGUCGUUGCUGCAGUCAGAAACAGCGUGAACUAUCUGGAUCAUCAGGAGAAUAAACUCAUGUUUCCGUGCUCCUUCUCUCCGCUGAAGUAACUUCCUGUCCUGCUGUCUCCAUGGCAACAGAGACAAACCUGAGCAGGAAGCCGAACACAUCGAGGAUCAUUCAGUCCAAACGUUGCUGCUGCUUAAAGAUGAAACUGUUUAAUAAAACCUGAAGAAUAAACGUGACACAUGUUGGAUCAAGUUUGUUUGUUUCUGAAUAAAAAGAUUAAAA
Scomber japonicus (chub mackerel) is the source of this 951-nucleotide messenger RNA. Its product is annotated as protein NipSnap homolog 3A-like. The record is from RefSeq and is a predicted model, not a curated record. The transcript has 6 exons. NCBI's taxonomy places the organism in Eukaryota, Metazoa, Chordata, Actinopteri, Scombriformes, Scombridae. The coding region runs from base 15 to 770 and encodes 251 amino acids. Gene Ontology annotation, cellular component: mitochondrion.